Messenger RNA from Chaetomium globosum CBS 148.51, 1599 nucleotides. RefSeq lists its product as uncharacterized. The record is from RefSeq and is a predicted model, not a curated record. Lineage: Eukaryota; Fungi; Ascomycota; Sordariomycetes; Sordariales; Chaetomiaceae. Bases 1 to 1599 code for a protein of 532 amino acids. The transcript is spliced from 2 exons.
AUGGCUAGAUAUAGCGACUCCGUCACAACUAUCUUCACCCCGGAUCCGACAUGCUUUACAUCGUCCAAUCUAUGGCUCCCGGAGGUGACUUAUGGGUGCGGCACAUACUACCCCCCAUUCGACCCUCGGCCAACUGAGGCCGUCAAGCUUUCCGAGUGCGACUUCCCCCGAUUGGGCCCUCCGCCCGCCGUCACCAAAGAUGCGGCUCACAGCGCGUGUUACCAGUAUAACAUAUAUGCGACUGGAAACACCGCAUACAGUGAUUGUCCCGUGGGCAUGACGGGUGCUGCCACAGAUACAAGACCAUGGGUUGAUGGCGUCACCAUCAUUGAGACAACCUGCUGUCCGACCGCCUAUGACUUCAAGGCUCCCGAUGGCACCCCCACCGCUUUCCCUUUUGUCGUCGACGGCACCACCUAUCCAGGAACUUUCGGGACCACAAACCAAUGCAAGGCCACGUCCAUCGGCGCCUUAUCGGGCCAGGUGGUAACUGUGACCCUUUCUGCCUCGCCACUAUCAACAACCGAGGUGGCAUGGGAUUACGAGCAGGGCUUCAUUGCAGCGGAGCCAGCCAAGGUCGUCCAGUACCUCUAUUUGAACGAGGAGGCUGGCACAACCUCGACCUGCUUCGGCUACCGCUGCCCGCAGUCAAGGCCCAGCCCAUCGAGGACGCGCCUGGUUCCGACCUCCGCCCCGACCUUCGCCCCGACCAAAUCCUAUAUCCCACCUCCCUCGCCCGUGGUCACCCAGUUCACCCCCUCGCCGUCCUGCCUCUCGGAUUCCAAUUUCUGGAUUGUCUCGGCGAGCUGCUAUCUCCAGGACAAUAUAUCCCUCGCCAGCCCUCCGUGGCUGCAGUGCACCUACACGGCCGCCGGUGACCCUGACCCGUCUGAUACGGCCUGCUACCAGCCCGGCCCCUCCACCGUUGUCAGCGGCACGCCCGCCUUCUACUCGGCCUGCCCAGUGGGGUACACAGCGGCAUCGGAGACCACGACCCGGCCCUACGGCCUGCCGGACUAUGACGACAAAAACUCAACCCCGUACGACGUCUACGCAACCAGCAAGGCGUGCUGCCCGUCUGCGUUUGGCGACAGAAUUUCCUUUCGCCACACCGAGGUCGCCACUACGCAGACUCGUGGGCAGAAUGUGUUCAUCUACGUGGUGCCGAUGUGCGUGGCGUCGAGCGUGUCGCAGCUCCGCGACCACACCGUCACUAUGGGUCUGUACAGCGACGCCCGCGUGUGGGACAAGAAGAAGCGCCAGGGGGCCGAGUACGGCACCACCACCGCCGUCUGGGACGUCAACCACGAUCUCCUCUACGCCCAUGGCCAGCGCGUCCAGUGGACCGUCUUCCACGGCACUUACACCUGCUACACGAACUGCAAUGACUAUUUCACGUACUCGUACCACAAUACUGACCCCAACUAUACUCCGCCGACGACGACGACCACCGCCUUGGCCUCGGCCGAGGAAAUGAAGACCUCGACCUCGAUCGGGGAAGCUGCCGCCGUCGUCAAGGGGGAUGGACAGGCCGGCCGGCUGUCAGUUGUGAUGGUUAUUGUGACGGUUGUACAGGUUGUCGUCGGGGCGUUGGUGUGA